AUGUUACGCGUUAGUCUUGUAAUCCUCGUUCUUUCUUCGGUGCUCGUAAAAAAUGGUAAUUUUGUAGGCACUUCUCUAGGUGACCCGAUCCCCGCUGGUCGCUGUCGACCAGUUCUGGAUUCGUUCUAUCCUCAGGGACGUAUAGUUGGUGGUCGGGAGACAAGUAUCGAAGAACAUCCCUGGCAGGUGUCCCUCCAGGUGUCAGGUUUCCACUUUUGUGGCGGUAGCAUCAUAUCCGAGGACACAAUACUGACAGCUGGCCACUGUACCGUCAACUAUCCAGCCUCAAUGAUGUCCGUGCGGGUUGGCAGUUCCAAAACAUCUAGUGGAGGAGCACUUCAUGAAGUUCAGAAAGUUGUUCGCCAUGAAAACUAUAGAACCGGAUUUUAUGGUGCCCCAGAAAACGAUGUUGCUGUACUGAAGCUCAAAUCAAGCAUUGUGUUGGGCAAAACAAGCCGACCCAUCCCGCUGUUCGAUGCGAAGGAAAACGCUCCCGAAGGUGUGCUGUCCACCAUUUCAGGUUGGGGAAAUCUUCAAGAGGGUGGCAAUGCUCCUGCUGUUCUGCACACCGUAGACGUACCCAUUGUCUCCAAGACGGACUGCAGCAAGGCUUACGAACCAUGGGGUGGUAUUCCCCAGGGACAGAUUUGCGCUGCUUUCCCAGCCGGUGGUAAGGACACCUGCCAAGGCGAUUCCGGUGGCCCGCUCGUCAUUGCUGGACGACAAGCUGGAAUUGUCUCGUGGGGCAACGGCUGUGCCAGGAAGGGAUACCCCGGAGUCUACACUGAGAUUGCGGCUGUUCGAGAAUGGAUAAGAGAACAUGCGAAUGCAUGAGUCUACAUUUGCCUUUUAUUUACUGGCUUGAUAUGAAUAAAAUCAGUUAAAAACUAUACAUAAUUUCUGUAAUUGCAUCCCUUUCCUUUAAUUUUAUUAAUAUCUGCUUUUCUUGAUGAAAUUUC
Nasonia vitripennis (jewel wasp) is the source of this 959-nucleotide messenger RNA. Its product is annotated as trypsin-3-like. Bases 1 to 834 code for a protein of 277 amino acids. Gene Ontology annotation, biological process: proteolysis. Lineage: Eukaryota; Metazoa; Arthropoda; Insecta; Hymenoptera; Pteromalidae. The record is from RefSeq and is a predicted model, not a curated record. Gene Ontology annotation, molecular function: serine-type endopeptidase activity. The transcript is spliced from 2 exons.